AUGCAGGGCGACACGGAGCUCGGCGAGGCGAACGCGUACAUCGCCAAGUUCAUCAACAUGCCUCGACGGCGACUCCGCUCAUGUCGCCGCGUUCCGCCAGGCGGAGUCUCGGUACGGAUCGCCCCACCAGGACACCACGAGGGAGUCGGCACCGCCGAGGUGAACAACGACGUCCUCACGCGCGUCGCCGAGGCAUCCCUCCAGCGCGCCGAGCUUAAGACGUCGUACCUCAUCCCUGCUCGAGUCUACGCUCAAUAUGUCGUCAACCGACGCCCAGUCGAGGGGCAGAAGGAGUCGCGGUACCAGCGCUACUACGGCUUGAUCCCUCCUUCGACGCCGACCGCCUGCCGUACAGCCGCUGCCAUCGAGGAGGAACUCAUUCGACCGCCUAUGCUCGACAAGCUCAAACUCGAGUUCGUGCCGGCCGACGCCCUCGCGAAGGACAUCCCCGUGGCAGAGUCUGGCGCGGAGGCCUCCCUCAAGGAGGUCCCCAAGAAGGACCUGACCGCGUUCGCCAAGGCCGUGUCUGCCGCCCACGAGCCGAGCGCUUUCGCCGACUGGACGACCCCGUCGAACCCGCGCCGCAACAACGGGCGCGAGGGUGAGGCCAAGGAGUCUCCAGAGGAGAAGCUCGCCACGGCGGGCGACGCCGACCGGACCGUCUCGGCCAAGGAGUCUCCGGGGGUGAAGCUCGCCACCGCGCCGAUCGCCUCGCACGCUUCGGGCAUCUCCGGCUGGACCAACCCGUCGAAACUGCGCCGCAAGAAGGCGCGCAAGGGCUCGUCCGCCCGGGUCGGCCGCGUCGAGAACGUCUCCCGGGUCGGCGGCAAGAACCGGUUCGGGGCCCUGCUCGGAAUGAACGGCAACGAGGACGUCGGUGGCGGCGGCAAGGUGGCCCACAAGGCGCGGCCGCCCCGCGGCUCCACGCCGCCGACCACGGACUCGGGCAUGGUCGAGACGACCACAGUUCCCACGCUGGACAGCUCCGUCUCUGCCUCCGGCCGGUUCUCGUGGCCCAAGCUCUGCCCGUCCUACAACUUGCUCCGCCUAUUUUCAAUCCUCGCGCUGAUCUGCCUCGGAGCCGCGUUUGCGCACUCCUCGUACUUUGCCACCGCCGCGCUUCUCUCCUCGCAGCGGUACGACUCCCCGUGGCCGACAUCGCCUCUCGCGACCGUCGCAAAGCCGUUCACGCCGGCAUCGCCCAACGGCUUCUGCGAGGUUGGCGGCAUCGACACCAGCUCGUUUGUAGCCAUCGUAUCGUCGGACAGCGCGCCCGCCAACCACCCGGUGCGUGCUCACUCGCGCGUGCUAGUAUCCGCGCCGCGCAAGCUCGUGACUAACAGCCCGCGCGCCGUUCAGGGCGGACGCCACGAGGGGCGCUUGUGGGAAGCACUACUGAUGGACGAGAUCGACGAGGCGGUGGGCGAGGACAUUGACGAGAAGCAGCCGGCCGAGGCCGACUUGGAGACCGUCCCGGCCUCGCGCAACAGCAUGGAGCGCAAAGGCGAGCCUGAGAUCGACCUCGUCGGUCCCGUCUACAGCAACAGGACGGGGAUCAUCGCUCGGGGACGCGACACCGUCUUGCCCGUGAACGACACGUCGCCCGAGUUGCGGCCCGCCGACGCUGGGAAGCCUGGGAUGCUGGAGGUGCGGAAGCCGGUCGAGACUGGCCUCGGCGCGCCCGUCGCUAGCAUGCUCGCCGGUGGCGAGUGGCGGGCGAACGACGGAUUGACGGACGCUUCUCGAGUCCCAACCAAGGAUCUCUUCCUCCAGCGUUGCCAGGCCAUCGAACCUCUUCUCGCGGCCACGCUUGAGGGGCCGGCGUGGCCUGCAGAGGUCCGUGCCGCUCAGAGUUCCGACUCGAACGCGGUCGAGUCAGACAUCAUCUCGGUCUCAAGUGUGUGCGCCGACUGGCAGCCACGCUGCGCCGCCCCUGCGUGGCACGUGGAGCCUCGCCACGCGCUCACCGACGAGCGCUCCAAGACCGACAAGCCUCCCACGGGCCCACCGGCCGACGAGCGCUCCAUCGAGCUGCCCUCCCCGUUCCACUUUCCCUUCACGGGCGGAACCUCCUCUUCCGCGCCUGGCCGCGCCCGGCAGCGCGGUCAGCUUUUGGCCGCCUUGUUCUUGCUGCUCGGAGCGUGCGGCGGGCUGCUGAGGCAGUGGAUGUGGCCGCCGCGCUACGGUGCGGCCUUGCUGCGGCGGACCAACUCGGGAGGGCGCCUCGUGCGAGGGUGCCGGACGGGGUCGAGGCGCGGCGCGUGGCUGAUUCUCGCCGCGCUGCUCCCGCUGGCAUGUGCACCAUCGGUCCGCACGUCUGGCUCGGGCGACUUCCAGGUCACUGUGGGUGGCGGCAGCUACCCGUCCGAGGUGUCGUGGACCCUGACGUGCAGCGGCGCGUUGAUCGGCAGUGGAGGGGCCCCCUACUCCGGCACCCUGUCCGCGCCGCCCGGCGAGUGCACGCUCGACAUGAACGACUCGUUCGGCAACGGCUGGACCGGCAACGAGUGGAAGGGUGCGGGCUAUACGUUCACGCUCGACUCCGGAUCCUCCGGCAACGAGACGUUCAUCCUCGCCCCUUUCCCUCCGUCCUCUCCGCCGCCGCCGCCGCUGCCACCUCUGUCGCCGCUCGCCCCCGGCUUUGUCGCCGCGCAGAGCGAGGCCGAGCUCCGCUCCCUGUACGGCGGCGUCGUCUACGCGCGGGACAGCGGUGCGGUCUCGAUAAGCGGCUCGACCGUGUCGGGCUGCUCUGCUGGCUGGGAGGGCGGCGUCGUCAGGGUGGAUAACAGCGGUGCGGUCUCGAUCAUCGACUCGGAUGUGUCGGGCUGCUCUGCUUCUUUUUACGGCGGCGUCGUCUACGCGUCUGCCAGCGGUGCGGUCUCGAUAAGCGGCUCGGCCGUGACGGGCUGCUCUGCUUCUUAUCUCGGCGGCGUCGUCUACGCGCUUCAGAACAGCGGUGCGGUCUCGAUAAGCAGCUCGAACGUGACGAGCUGCUCUGCUGGCUAUGAGGGCGGCGUCGUCUACGCGAUUGUCAGCGGUGCGGUCUCGUUAAUCGGCUCGAACAUGUCGAGCUGCUCUGCUUCUUAUAACGGCGGCGUCGUCUACGCGUCUGCCAGCGGUGCGGUCUCGAUCAUCGGCUCGACCGUGACGGGCUGCUCGGCUUAUGAGGGCGGCGUCGUCUUCGCGUCUAACAGCGAGUCCCUCUUCAUCGCGGGUGUCGACUUCAUCAACAACAGAGCAGGCGCCACAGGGUCAGGCUCGGUGCUGGACCUGACAUACAUCGAGCAAACCGCCAUCAGCAACGCCUCCUUCGCCGGCAACGACGGUAUAACGAUACAGACUGACAUCUACUCGGAGAUAGACUGGGAUUGCCGCUUGGGCCGCUGGAUGCCGACCAAGGGCGCCUUUUUCGGCGACUUCAGCGCCCCCCAGUGCAACCUUUGCCCCGCUGGCUACUUUGGGAACACGAGCGGCCUUUUCAACUCCUCCUGCAGCGGCCACACCGUCCUCUCCUCCACCUACUCCGCGCGGCUGCCGGACAAGUACACGGGCUGGACGGACAACUUGGCCAACGUGAUUUCCGUCGACUGGUCUGGCUUUUUCCUGCCGGAGCAGUGCCUCGGCUACGGUAUGCGACUCCUCGCCAUCGCCCUCUCGCCCGUCGCCCUCAUCGCCCUGCUAAUGAUCGCGGGGAUAAGUCUGCGGCUCUACCGCUGGCGCGCCGCCCCGGCGCCGCGCGAGAGGCCGUGGUACGCGGAGGCGGCCCUCGGCCUCCUCGACCUCACGCCGGCCGGCCUCGUGCUCGUCUUCUGCUUCGCCUACACCACCUCUCCGCCCGGCGAGGAGCUAGAGCAGGUCUCCUACAUGCGGCAGGACGCGAGCGUCGAGUGCGGCUCCGACGAUCACGGACCCAUCACCACCCUCGCCACCGGCUUCAUCGUCCUCUGGCCCGCCGGCUCGCUGGUCCUCUUCACGUCGCUCCUCGCCGCUUGCUACAAGCCGCUGCAGGCCAAGACGCCGAAUGCUCUGACGCGGGCCACCGCCUUCCUCCACCGGGAGUACGAGAAGACCUGGUACUGGUGGGAGGCGGUCGAGCUGGCGCGCAAGCUCGUGCUGACUGGCUUCGUGCUGCUGAUCCCGGAGGAGCGAGCCUUUGUUCGCCUCGUGGUGGCGACGCUCAUCUGCUCAUGCUACGCCGUCGCGCUCGCCGUCGUGCGGCCGUACAAGCGGGUCGAGGACAACGUGCUGGCCGUCGCCACGAGCCUCGUGCUCCUCCUGCUCUUCCUCGGCACCAACUGGAGCACCACCUUCCUCGGCAUCCAGGAGCGGUACCAGGGAGCCGACCCCGCCGAUGUCCUCGGCUUCCGCAGCCUCAAUGUGAUUGUCGACUCGAUGAUCAUCCUCGUUGCAGUCGUGCUCGCCUUCUUCCUCGUCGGCGCCAUCGCCGCCGCCCGUCGCGUCGCCAAGAUCCCCACGAUCCGCCUCGUCUCGACCAAGCAGCCCCCCGAGCUGAGCAUCGUGAUGGGCCUCACGUGGCACCUCUUCAACAGCCACAUCUGGUCGACCGGUCAAGACGCCGUCAAGGUCAUUAAGGGUGAGCUCGAGCAGCUGCUGCCGGACAUCAAAGUAGAUGAUCUAAAAGACAUCGGGGCGCUGGAGGAGUACAUCCAGAGCUCGCAGGUCAUCCUCUUCUUCCUCUCGCAGGGCUACUUCCGCUCCAAGGCUCGCCUCUUCCUCCCACCCCGCCUCUACCGCACCCUGGCCCCAAGAACUGCCGCCUCGCCCGCGCCACAGAACUGCCUCCGAGAGGUCCGCUCGUCGCUCGAGAAGGACAAGCCGCUCGUCCUCGUCCAAGAAGCGGACCCUGAAAAGGGCGGCGGGACGCUCCAGGCGCUGCGCGACGAGUGCCCCGAGGACCUGCAGCCGGCCAUUUUUGACAACGACUGGCCGCUCACGAUUUGGUAUCGCAUCGGUGAGUUUCAGCUCAUCUCCCUCAAGAUCAUCGCCGAGGCGCCGCCGGCCACAACCAGCUCCGCGGUGCUCCUCUGCUCGCCCAACUUUCUGGACAGGACCUCCCUUCCGCUCUGCGUGUCGGGUGAGCUCGAGAGCCAGUCGCUCGCCUUUUCCAAACCGUGCACGCUCUGGGCCUCGCCUGCCAACGCGGGGUCGCUGGCGCUGGCCGAUGAGAUCGCCGCCGCCUUUGCCCCAGAUCGUGAGACCGCCGGUCUCACGAUCUGCACCAGCGAUGAUCGGCCGGCCAGCGCGACGCACUUGCUGCUCUACCUCAACGAGGACAGCUUCGUCAGCGACGAGCGGCUGGCCGAGCAGGUCAAGCAGGCGCGCCAGGACAGGCUGAAGAUCGUCAUGGCGCACGAGAACGACCCCGCGCUCGGCGGCUGCCAGUUCUCGAGGUUUUUCGAAGUCACGCCGCAGGAGCUCAUCGCCGGCGGACUCUACAAGGACCUGGCAAAAUCUUGCUUCCCCGGCCACCACCGCAAGGCGCGCGCGCGCGCGCGCCCCUCUCUCACACACAGCGAGCUCUCCCCCGCAUCGAGCGUGUCGCUCGUCCUUCUGGCAAAGAGCCUAGGCGCGACCCCCGCUCGGUCGCGGGCGGGCCUCCUCGCUUCAGGCAGCGUCGUUGAGGGCAGCACCAGUCUCGCGAAGCGCAGCCUUGGCGGACUCAGCCGGGUGUUCGCCAAGAUGAGCAGCCGCAGCUCUGCGGAGGCGCGCGACGUCUCUGGAGGCGAGGCGUCGUCGGUGCAGCAGCAGGUCUGA
Emiliania huxleyi CCMP1516 is the source of this 5775-nucleotide messenger RNA. RefSeq lists its product as hypothetical. Bases 1 to 5775 code for a protein of 1924 amino acids. The record is from RefSeq and is a predicted model, not a curated record. Lineage: Eukaryota; Haptophyta; Isochrysidales; Noelaerhabdaceae. The transcript has 22 exons.